Macadamia integrifolia is the source of this 1294-nucleotide messenger RNA. RefSeq names its product guanine nucleotide-binding protein subunit gamma 3. The transcript has 5 exons. The record is from RefSeq and is a predicted model, not a curated record. NCBI's taxonomy places the organism in Eukaryota, Viridiplantae, Streptophyta, Magnoliopsida, Proteales, Proteaceae. Bases 550 to 1131 code for a protein of 193 amino acids.
UCUGAAGUACGGCGUCGUGCUUUUCGCCCAUCUUCUGCAACCACGACGCCACAGAGCAUAGAGCACAGUGUGCAGAGAGAGGAGAGAGAGAGAGAGAGAGAAGACAUCAAACUCUGACUCCAAUUUGCAUAUCAUCUCGGGAUGGCUCCUCACAGACAUUUGCAGGCUUUCCUGAGGCCGAAGUUCUCUCUAUGAAAAAUAGAGGAGAUGCGAAGCAGAACAGCUUUCUCUUCUGCAGUAAUGGGCGGUGCUGACGAAGCCUAUUAUAGGGCUUUCUUCCUCACUCAUCAGUCUCUGCGUUUUCCUUUUGCCUGUUCACUGCUUCUACAUUUACAUUUCCAAACCGCAUUUAAUUGAGAAUGCAUUCAUACGUUUCGGCUGCAAUUUCAUAGCUUGCAGUACUCUCAUUAUUUCUUCUGUCCUGCAUUUGGUGUUGCAUUCAUUACCUAAACCCUAAUUUCCUUUCCACUCGUAUUUUCUUGGCUCUCUUGUUAGCCGGUUCGAUAAUUCGGUCUCACUCACAGGUAAAGAUUAUCCGAAGUCCUAUCAAUGGCUGCUCCAAAUACUUCCUCUGUUCCUUCUCUGCCGCUGCCUUGUCCUAAGUCGCCUCCCUUGUAUCCGGAUUUGUACGGGAAGCGUCGGGAGUUGUUGAAGGUUCAGAUGAUUGAAAGAGAGAUUGGUUUUCUGGAGGAGGAGUUAAAGUCUCUUGAAAGUCUUCAACCUGCCUCCAGACACUGCAAAGAGGUUGACGAAUUUGUAGGGGCUAAGUCGGACCCCUUAAUUCCUGUAGAUCGAAAGAUUCGUAGAUCCCAUUGCCUCUGGAAGUGGCUCUGUGGAAAGUCAUGCUUCAAUUUGUCGUGGAUUUGCUGCUCAAGUAGUUGCUCACUUCAUCUAGAAUCACCAAGCUGCUGUGCCUGUCGACCUUCUAUAAAGUUGCCACGUUGCCACUCUCUCCACUGCUGCCACUUGAAGAGAAUAUCUUGCAGUAGGUGUUGCUUUCUUCCUAAUCUUUCCUGCCCAGAUUGCUGCUCAUGCAGCAGAUGUACAUGUUCUUGCCCUAAAUGUACAAACUUAUGCUAUUGUCCUAACUGUACAAAAACCUGGUGUAACCCUUGUUGUCUAUGUUAUUAGGUAUACUUCUGCACUCAUUCCUAUGUUACUUCUUGAAGUUAGAAUUUUAUCCAAUGAGAUUACAGGAAGUGCUCUAGUUAACUAAAUCCAAUGUGUAAUUAUUUAAAUAAAUUGCAGGAGUAAAACUAUGAUAUGUUUCUAAUGAGAUAUUUUCUCCCCUUUC